Molecule: messenger RNA, 3882 nt
Organism: Amphibalanus amphitrite
Lineage: Eukaryota; Metazoa; Arthropoda; Thecostraca; Balanomorpha; Balanidae
Exons: 2
Coding region: 583-3345 (920 amino acids)
Source: RefSeq, a predicted model, not a curated record
ACAUCGCAUUAGAAGAGAAUAUAAAUUGGUAUCACGAACAGGCAGCGAUGCGUUUAAGACGACGCGAGGAGCGCAGGCGGGAACAGUUUCGACUGUAUCACACUGUAUCGACAGUGUGACAAGUCGUGUGUCGAAAACUACAGUUUCGACUGUGUCGACAGUUUUGACUGUCGCACACUGAAGUGACAAUUUCGACUGGGUCGAACUAUCGACUCAUUGAUGCGACAUUUUAGACUAUUUGCAAGAAGUUGAAAUGACAGUUUCGUCUACGUUGAAAUGACUGUCGUUUGUACAGCGCCCGAGACCCGUUCGACUUCAUUCGUCUCGGCGCUAGUGGAUCGUCGUACCGGCGGCUGUCUGAUGUCGGCCUGGAAUCGCCGCCGCUGCAGCGUCAAGUCAGGGAUUGAAAAACGCUAGUCUCGGCUUGCCGGUACGUUGGCUCUCGUGCAAAAGGCUGAGUGGGGUCAGUGACCCUGUUGAGCUCGAUAGGCUUGUGUCUUGUCAUGUAAUGCGGCUUGUAUUGCCGAUCGCAUUGGUGUUUGAAAGGUACGUUUCGCUUGUAUCAUACGUACCGUUUGAAUCAUGAAUUUGUCGCGGCUGACAGUGCAAUUGUUAAGGGCACAGCUUUUGGCUAGAAAUCGUAAUGCCAAAGGCACUAAGGCUGUACUUGUAAAAAGGUUAGGGGAAGCUCUUCAAGAGGAAGGCAUUGAUGUUACCCUAUUUGUUGCUCGCCUAAUCGGUAACUCUGUGACCGGGGAGGGUCAGAAUGAUGAACGUCAGGUAGGUCAGUCAGCUGCUUCGGCUACCAGUCCUGUCGUGACCAGUCUCGUCGACGGAGGCUCGAGGCCCAGCCAAUCAGAUAUUGCUAUUGACGCUGUAGAUCCCGAGGAUUGCUGCAUUGAGAUUUCUGGUGCUGGUGCUCGUUUGCGGGCCUCCGCUGCUGGUCAGAACGCUGUUCGGGACCCGGUAAACCAGCGGGCUGUCUGUCCUGAUGAAGAUGUGCAGCCAGCUGACAGUGCUUCCCAUGAUGGUGGGUCCGUCUUGUCUCGGGGAAGUGCAAGAUCAUCUCUGGCUUCGACGAAGGCCCAGGAGUCAGCUAGACGAGCUGCUCUGAAAGUGAAGAUGAAGUUCCUAAAAGAAAGGCAGAUGUUGGAGCUUCGUGAGCAGGAACUGAAGAUGAAGAAGGAGGAAUUGAAGCUGCGUGAAGCCCUUGAAGAAUCUGAAGCCUUUGAAGCCGCACUUUCAGAAAGCGGGCCUAACUCGACUGUUUCAACGGCUGUUGGAGGAACCGGUAACAGCACCCAGGAAAGGAUUUCGCCCAUUUCGAGACCGGCCACUCCCCCUCCGGCACCAGAAGCUAGACGUACCGAGAACGAGGAUCAUCAGGCGAGCUUGAUGAAGAAGUUGCUCACCUCGUGUGUUCUCCCAAAGCCAGACAUUCCCGUGUUCUCAGGCGAUUUUGCCAGAUUCCACCAGUUUUUGAGAGCGUUUGAUGGACGAGUCGCUAGCGUGGUCGUCGAUGAGGAAGAGAAGCUUCGCUAUUUGGAGCAGUUUACGUCUGGAACACCAAGAGACAUCGUACGGGGAUGCAUGUUCAUGAAGACCGGUGGCUAUGAGGAAGCGAAGAGGCUAUUGAUGAAGAGGUAUGGCAACCCUGACCGGAUGGCUGAGUCAUUCAUCGACCGUCUGGUGCACUGGCCACUUGUGAAGGGUGAUGAUGUCGCUGGACUCGACAAGCUCGCGGUGGAGAUGAGAGCCUGUCACAACGCAGUGGACAGUCUGAAGGGAGCCAGCCAUGAGCUGAACCAUCCAAAAACAAUGAAGAAGAUUUUGGAGAAGCUGCCCUUCGCAAUUCAAGAGAAAUGGCGGAGAGAAGUGGACCGUCUGGCAGAAGGAGAGGGAAGGUCUGCACUGUUCUCUGAUCUGGUCAGCUUGAUGGAAGUAGAAGCCAGAAUCGCUUCAAACGCUGCCUUCGGCCGUCAAGUCUUUCUCAAGAAAGACCUAUCAAGAGCCGACAAGUCUCAGGAGACCAAAGUCAAGUGUAAUUACGUCAAAACCAAAGACGCUGAAACCGAAAAGAAGAUAUGUGUAUUGUGCAAGCACGAGCACGACUUGUCUGCGUGCCCAGUUUUUGCAGAGAAAACAUUGGUGGAAAGAGAGAAGCUUGUUCGUCAGCACGCGCUCUGCUUCGGAUGUCUGGAGGCGGGUCACAGGUCCAGAUGGUGUAAGUCCCGUCUGACUUGCAUGGUGUGCGGGAAGGGCCACCCCUCUGUGCUCCAUAGAUACCAGACGGCGACGGUCAGCCACGAUAGCCCGCCGAUGACUCUAUUAAGUGACCAGCGGGCUUCGCAGGCAGCAGUAAACGUCCUCUCUUCUAGAAGAGCAGGACAUUCGGGUGUAAAGAUGCCAAUUGUUCCGGUGAAAGUGAAGUACCAAGGUGAGACUACUGUACAGACUUACGCCCUUCUCGACAGCGGUAGCUCAUCAACCUUCUGCAGUCAGUUGUUGUUGGACAAGCUGGGGGUGCCCACCUCGGCGAAGACCAAACUCUCCGUCAUCACCAUGGCCAGGGACCCGCUCAAAGUCUGGACGGCUCCCGUUGAGGGCUUAUCGAUAUGUGGCAUCGACGAAAGUGACCCCGUUGACUUACCUGAAGUGUUCUCGUUGGGAAGCAUCCCAGCUAGCCGGGAGGAGGUCUGUAGAGUUGACGAUCUCUCUGACUGGCCACGCCUGCAGGAAGUCGUCCCGCCUGACAUAGACGCUGAAGUAGGACUCUUGAUUGGCGUAAACGUCCCGGCUGCUCUGGAGCCUGUCGACUUCAUCAAGAGUCGUGACGGCGGCCCUUUCGCGGUAAAAACCAGGCUUGGAUGGGUGGUCCAAGGCCGAGUUCGACACUUGAGACCGACGCAGCCGAAGAGCACCACGAAUCGCAUCAAAGUGGAGCCCCAGCAGCUUCAUCUGGACGGGAGCCUGGCUACUGGAGAACGACACUUGUCUGUUGAAGAUCCUCGAUGGCGGAGCGAUGACACAGUUCAGCCGCCAGAGGUACGCCUGAGGAACGUUCUCCCCUUCGGCGCCAGGUCCUCACCCGGAGUCGCUGACUGUGCUCUGGGGCAGGCUGCGGAAGCCAGUGGUGAAAGAAGUUCGUGGUUGAAGCCAGAUAAACCAUUGGAGACUGAAGAUGCUGUUGUGAUCGCUGACAGUGGCCUUCAAAGGAUCCAGCGACCACUGGGUCGUGUGAUAGAAAGGCGUGCUAGCCAGGACGGACUGGUGAGAAGUGUUAAUGUGAAAACGAAAGGAAGGGAGAUGUGGCGCCCAGUCACGAAGCUGGUGUCAUUGUGCUAGGCGCCAGCUGAGCGAGGACGCUGUGCCAGAUGGUCUCUGUGCCAGUUCGAUUGAGGCAAUCUGCGUUGCGCAAGGUACUUGUUGAUUUGGGGAAAUGCAAACGUGCGCACUGCCUCUUCAUGUUCCCCUUGUGUUCUCGUUUUGUAUGUUCGGCCUUGAAGACCGAACGGGGAGGGUGUAGCGGCGCCGAGGCGCCGAAGAUGCGCACGACUCCGGGGUGCAAGCGCCGUCGGUGUCACAAUCAUGUGCAUUUUGCGUUUAUUGUGCCAUUUAACAGAAAGUUGUUUUUGUUGUUCAGCUAAAAUGUGCCAAAAGCUGUUUUUCAUCAAGUUUGCAUUGUCAAUUGUAAUUUUAGCUUUAUUUCGCUAAAAAGGUUGUCUAAACGAUUAACGUAAAUAUGUCCGUUUUUGGCCGCUACCUUGUUAAGCGGUAUCUCCACGUCCUGUCUGCGCUGUGAUUUGCGAUACAGUCGAAACCAUUGCAUUGCAUUGCCACAUCGCAUUAGAAGAGAAUACAAAUUGGUAUCACGAACAGGCA